Capronia epimyces CBS 606.96 is the source of this 1323-nucleotide messenger RNA. RefSeq lists its product as uncharacterized. The coding region runs from base 1 to 1323 and encodes 440 amino acids. The record is from RefSeq and is a predicted model, not a curated record. The transcript has a single exon. NCBI's taxonomy places the organism in Eukaryota, Fungi, Ascomycota, Eurotiomycetes, Chaetothyriales, Herpotrichiellaceae.
AUGGCCCCUUCUGCUCCUACCUUUGCCAUCGUCACAGAUACGCCGCCCAGCAAAGAAAACUCGGAAGGUUCAGGACUCGCACAAGUCAUGCUUUGCGCCCAGCCGUACUCACCACUCUCACUCGCUGCAGGAAGUGGAAGUGGAAGUGGAAGUGGAAGUGGCAGUGGCAGUGGCAGCGGGAGCGGUAGCGGCGGUACUGGUGGCGCCGGUCCAAGUGGGAGUCCGAAACCGAAACCAAAGGAUCGCUUAGAGGUUUCGGAUCCCGAAGAGGCCAUGCGGUGCAGACUGCCCUACUCACCACUCUCACUCGCUGCAGGAAGUGGCAGCGGUAGCGGUAGCGGCGGUACUGGUGGCGCCGGUCCAAGUGGAAGCCCGAAACCCAAGCCCGGUGGAAGCGGACGCAGUAUGGGACAGACUUGUCCUUUGCCAGCUCCCUGCACCACACAGAUUCCAGGCGCAUUGAAGCUGGCGCCGGAAGAUGGCGGCAUUCAUGAGCCCUACCCCCGUGGAGCCCCGCCGCCGCCAGAGGCACAAAACAGUCUCGCUGGACCGGUGUCGCAGUCGUGUCCUGAACAACUCUUUUGCUCUGAACCACCGCGGACCAAACAACUCCCUUUUUCCGUCUCAUGGAUCCCUUCUGUCGUUUUGGUCUCAUGCUUGCUCGCAGCUACUACUUCCUCGACCCAGGUCCGCGCUCAUUCUAUCCUGGACCGACAUGACGGAAGUAGCGAGACUGAGCCUGACUUCACCGGUAACAUGAAAGUUAACGUCAACGAUCCUGAACUGGUCACGAGCAUCGCUGCUCCAUUUGCGGAGCAUACUCGCAUCUUCGUGCGCGACGCUGGAGCAGGUGUAGCAAAUGGUCGCCAUGUUCCGGUCACAGAUAACACGAUCUUCUUCUUCCUCGCAUCCCUAGGAUUCUUCCUCACCGCGGUCCUGUGGCAUCUCUACAUCCGAUACGGAUGGGACAGGGAUGGAGCGAAGGGGAUCGAUGCCCUGGCCACGGGCGCUAUGUCGAUGGGCCAUAGGCGAGGCAUGAGGCCCGCCGUUUCCGAUCUUCCCAGGGAGAUGGGCAAGGCGAGGGAACCCGGGCGAGGCAUGAGGCCCGCCGUUUCCGAUUUUCCCAGGGAGAUGGGCAAGGCGAGGGAACCCGGGCUAGACAUGAAGCCCGCCGUUCUCGACUUUCCCGGGGAGAUGGGUCCAUCUUUCCCUCCCAAGGUGAGGGACACCAUUCGCAGAGGACCAGUUGGAGGAUCGAAAAAGUCCGACGACAAAAUGCUACCGACGGCGCCGCGGCCGCCGCGGAAAAUGAUAGAGGCAUAA